Molecule: messenger RNA, 261 nt
Organism: Colletotrichum paranaense
Lineage: Eukaryota; Fungi; Ascomycota; Sordariomycetes; Glomerellales; Glomerellaceae
Exons: 2
Coding region: 1-261 (86 amino acids)
Source: RefSeq, a predicted model, not a curated record
AUGAAAGCCUCCGCUAUCGCUGUCCUUCUUUUCAGCAGUCUAGCUACAGCUGAAAUCGCCAGAGUAGUUUGCCAACAACACCCUAGAGAAUGGGGAAACGGCAACUGCAACGGCGACGACAGCUGGGCUUGUGGUCAGCGAUGUGGCCAGGUUGGUUUCCAGGAUCAAAUAGACAAGUUCAAAGAACGCCUGACUAACGCAAUAUGGUGCAUUGAUAAGAACGAUCAGCAUGGCUAUGCUAGAUAUGGUGCGCGUUUUUGA